Molecule: messenger RNA, 879 nt
Organism: Trichophyton rubrum CBS 118892
Lineage: Eukaryota; Fungi; Ascomycota; Eurotiomycetes; Onygenales; Arthrodermataceae
Product: GPI mannosyltransferase 4
Exons: 2
Coding region: 1-528 (175 amino acids)
Biological process (GO): GPI anchor biosynthetic process
Cellular component (GO): endoplasmic reticulum membrane
Molecular function (GO): alpha-1,2-mannosyltransferase activity
Source: RefSeq, a predicted model, not a curated record
AUGUGGCGGAGGACGUAUCUCCUGCUCCUGCUGGUGCGCGUCUACCUCGCCCUCUGCCCAAGCUACAUCCAUCCAGACGAGAACUUCCAGGGCCCCGAGCUCUUUGCCGGCCGGCUGUUCUCCUUUCCGUCGCAUCUAACGUGGGAAUUCACCUCCGACACGCCCAUACGCAGCAUCUUCCCGCUAUGGCUCGUCUACGGCCUGCCCAUGACACUGCUCAAGUGGCUCUGGGCAGAGACUGGCAACGACAACCCAAACCCGCCGCCGCAGCUGAUAUACCAUGUCCUGCGCCUGACCAUGUUCCUGCUCAGUCUCAUCCUCGAGGACUGGGCCAUACAUGAGCUGGUGCCGAAUCCGCGGCGCAGGAGGCAGGCUGUCGUGCUUGUGGCCAGCUGCUAUGUUACCUGGACAUAUCAGACGCAUACCUUUUCAAACUCGCUGGAGACGCUGCUGGUGCUCUGGAGCUUGGUCUUGAUACAGCGUAUUGUCGAGAACAAGGUGGGUUGUCUUCUACUAGCUAUUCAGUGAUAUUAUAUAGAUUGGUGCUGACGGAUAUUUAGCAUCGGUCGUCGGUGUUUACUUGUGCUUUUCUCUCGCUCGUGGUUGUCAUGGGCGGGUUUAACAGAAUCACUUUUCCCGCUUUCAUCAUGAUACCCGCACUGCAGCUAGUGCCUCGUUUCAUUGACAAGUACGUACCAUCUAUAUCUACACAUACAUCUAUGUACUAACAGCCUGUAGACCCCUCUCAUUAAUUUCUCUCGCAUUCUUCGGCCUGCUAUUCUCCUUCUUCGCAAUCGCCAUUGACACAGCCUUCUACACCCUCCCAGACUCCCUCUCAGCCUUCAUCCGAAACCCAACCAUAACACCACUAAACAACCU